AUGGUGCUGGUAUCAUCAUCGCCAGUGCUUAAGCAUGUGGAACGAUUACGAUUAGAACUUUUACCAAAUAUUGGCCUCAAGAUCAACCAACUAAUGAUAAUGAGACAAACAAAAGCAAAUUCCAAAACGUUUAGAGUCGGAGAGAAUCAUGUCAGUGACAAACCAAAACGAAAUCAACAACACAUGUGGAAAGUUUUACAUAAAAGGAUUUUCAACUGA
Messenger RNA from Clunio marinus, 219 nucleotides. Lineage: Eukaryota; Metazoa; Arthropoda; Insecta; Diptera; Chironomidae. The record is from the annotation of a GenBank genome assembly.